AUGAUGGCGGAGUCCAUCGUGUCAAUAUCUCCAAUUGCCCUGCUUCAGCACUGGAUUACCACCCUUCGCAGGGCCAUGUCUACCGAUAAACAUGGAAUUGGAUCCGCCGAGAUCGAACACGUUGAUCGCUCUAAGCAUCAUCACAAAGGCACAGUCAAUACGCUUCUCGUGGUGGCUUGUAUAGUAUUUGGUGCUGCGUCAUUCAUGUUUGGAUAUGACGAUAAGGUCAUCUCACCGAUCAUUGCAUUGCCCGCAUUUGUGGAAACGUUCCAAGGUGGUGAUCAAACUGCCGGAAGCCUGGUUCUGACGGCUCGCAACCAGAACCUGGUGAUUUCCGUCCCGUUGGUGGGCGAUGUCAUUGGAAGUCUUUUCGCCCCAUCUUUGACCUUUCACUUGGGACGAAAAUGGCCUUUGGUGGCAUCCUACACACUGUCUCUAGGUGGCAGCUUGCUUCAAGUCUUUGCGCCGAAUCUUGGGGCCUUUGUAGCUGGUCGAGCUUUGAAUGGGGUCGCCAUUGGCAUUGCUAUUGCUACCGCCCCAUUAUAUCUCUCCGAGGUGGUUCCCGCCUCUAUUCGAGGUAGAUGUGUCAGCUCUAUCAAUAUUCUGAAUCUCAUAGCCGGAGUGAUCGGCACGGUUGUGGUCUGGGGCACCAAGAAAAUCGGCGGCCAUCCAUCCUUUCAAAUCCCGCUAGCUAUACAGUGUGCAAUUCCUGUCAUUCUGGUCAUUUUGACCUUACCGCUUCCCGAAAGCCCGGAAUGGCUUGUAUCGAAGGGAAAUAUGGAGCAGGCCCGACAUAAUCUACGAAAACUGCGGGGGUUCAGUGAUGAGCAGGUAGAUGAAGAGCUCCACCUCAUGGAGCUGUGCGAAAAGAAUAACCGUGAGCUUCGAUCCAACGUCCAAUUCUGGCAUAUCUUCCGCCGAGAUCACCUCCGAAGAACUCUGGUGGCAGGGUCAUUCUAUUCCCUGAAUCAGAUCUCCGGUGUCAUCCUAUCCACGACCUAUACAACCGUCUUCCUCACCGAGAUUGGAGCCGCAAAUGCAUUCACAUUGACUAUCAUUGCAUCCUGCUGUACGUUGGCCGGCACCCUUGCAGCCCCACUGGUGAUCGACCGUGCGGGCCGACGCCCCACGGCAUUUGUCGGCAUGAGUAUUCUCUUUGUGAUUGAUGUCAUAGCCGGUGGUCUUGCCUUUGACACCAAGAGCCAGAACUCCACUGUAGCCAUUGCAGCGUUGGGCUUCAUUUUCAACUUUUUCUGGGCCUCGUCAUUCUACUCCUUAUCCAACGUGAUGCCUUCUGAGAUGGCCACUGCCAAGCUCCGCCACUACGUGAUGUCCUACACCAUUGCCUGCCAAGGGGUGACUGCUGUGAUCACCACUCUCGUGGUCCCUCAGCUUACAUCUACCGAUGCGGCCAAUCUUGGAGCCAAGACCUAUCUCGUCUUUGCGGGAUGCAUGGCUGCCAUCAUUGUGUUUGUGUACUUCUUUAUGCCGGAGACACGAGGCCGCACCUUUGUGGAAAUUGAUGAAAUAUAUGCAGCCAAGGUUCCAGCAUGGAAAUGGCGGUCAUAUCAGACUACUCUAGAGGCGAGAACAGGGGUAUCGAACAUCUCUACGGAGAAGAUAUUGUGA
Penicillium longicatenatum is the source of this 1629-nucleotide messenger RNA. RefSeq lists its product as uncharacterized. Gene Ontology annotation, cellular component: membrane. Gene Ontology annotation, molecular function: carbohydrate:proton symporter activity. The transcript is spliced from 3 exons. Lineage: Eukaryota; Fungi; Ascomycota; Eurotiomycetes; Eurotiales; Aspergillaceae. The record is from RefSeq and is a predicted model, not a curated record. The coding region runs from base 1 to 1629 and encodes 542 amino acids. Gene Ontology annotation, biological process: carbohydrate transport; transmembrane transport.